Blumeria graminis f. sp. triticale is the source of this 1878-nucleotide messenger RNA. The record is from the annotation of a GenBank genome assembly. NCBI's taxonomy places the organism in Eukaryota, Fungi, Ascomycota, Leotiomycetes, Helotiales, Erysiphaceae.
AUGACAGAUUUCAACAAGUGGAAAGUCAUUGACCUCAAAUCGGAAUUAAAAAAACGCGGUCUUUUGCAGACUGGAAUCAAAAGUCUACUGGUUGCUCGCCUGAAAGAGGCCGAGAAUAGAGAAGGGUCUGAAAGUGAAGCAACAAUCCAGCACGACUCAGCGACUCUAAACGGUAGUUCUGGGACUGUUAACUCACCAGAAGCUGUUUCCGCAGAUUUGCCGGAAGACUCUCCCUUAGACGCUCCAGACGGGGAAUGGCCGCAACAAGAAACUGUAACUAACCACUCUCGUCAAAAUUCUAGUCCAACCACACCAAGAGAUCAAAAUGACGAGUCUAUGGUCCAUGAUGAUCAUGCUCUUGAGGAAGAGCGCACUGACGCGCACAAAGUUGAACCACAAUCUACUGAGGAAAUGAACGAUGACCGACAAAAGCGAAAACGCAGAUCACAGAGUCCAACACCAUCCACGAAAGAUGUUUCGAUGAAGCGCCUUCGGAAAAGUGAUGAGUUCCCACUUGAAGAAAGCAAUAUAGAUUUAGAAACACAUGAGCGGCAGAGUAAUGAUACUUCAAACACAAAGGACCAUCUAAAGCUUGAAAACGAAAAUAUGGCUUCAUCCAAAGGCGAAAAGGUCAAUCACGAGGAUGAGAUGGUAGUAGAAAAUUCAAACAAUCACUCCACGGAGUAUCACAACUCAAGAACAGAAAAUGAUGAUACGAUGAAGUAUGACGAAUCUUACCAGCAAGAACUUGUCAUAUCGGAAACAACUGAUACAUCAAACCACGCUCGUCGUGAUAGUCGAUUUAAAGGACUUUUUAACAGAAGAGGCGCUUCUAAUGAAUCAGAUCUGGGCCACGACAAUAACCUUGAAUCAGAACGUGCCGUAUCUCCGGCUAUACAUCCUGCGACAUCUGCUCUUUAUAUCAGAGAUAUGCAGCGCCCUCUAAGUCCUCAACAAUUUAGAUCUCAUCUAUCUGCACUUGCGGCUCCUCCCGGACAAAACCCUGAUCCCGAUCGCAUUCUCACCUUCUACUUGGACCCAAUACGAACUCAUGCUUUUAUUUCUUUUAGUAGCGUCUAUGCUGCUUCCCGUGUACGUAUCGCGCUACACUCUCGUAUUUGGCCAGAUGAAAGAAACCGUAAGCCACUUUGGGUAGACUUUAUACCGGAAGAUAAGCUCGAAGAAUGGAUCACAUUAGAACAAGAAAGUAAUACAGGAGGACGAUCUAUGGCCAAGAAAUGGGAGGUUUACUAUGAUAUUAACGAAAAUCGCCAAGUAACAGCCAGUUUACAGGAAGCUAGUAACGCACCUCUCCCUGCACAGCGGCCUACUUCUACUACCUCUCUUGUCUCUUCUAAUCAAAUUCCUCUCGGACCUCGUGUCAGUAUCGACAGCGCGCCAUUUGGUCCCCGAACAAAUAAUUUACCAACCCAGCCUGUUCAUAUCGACGGAGAUAGCUCAAAACUUAACGAACUAUUUAAUUUCACGACUUUCAAGCCAGUCCUUUACUGGAAACCAGUCUCGAGGGAUCUCGCUAAUAAGCGUCUCGACCGUAUUGAAGACUCAUAUUCUGCCGAGGUGAAAGCUGGUGGUCGAGUUAUGGGUGAUCCCCAUCGCUACACCUUUGAAGAAGGUGACAUCUUAGUGGAUCGAGGAGUGGAGCUCAUCCCUGGCUUACGACCGCCACCUGGCUAUCGUGCACCCAGGCCUGGCGGUGACCGAGGUGGAUUUUCCGGAGGGCUGGGAGGUUGGGGGCGUGGGUCCAGAGGCGCAGGCAGAUACAGGGGACGAGGAGGUGGAAGCUACCGGGGCGCACCAAAUGAAAAAUACACCUACGGAUUCGAUACUCAUAGUACCCGUGAUUACGGACGUUACUAG